Frieseomelitta varia is the source of this 519-nucleotide messenger RNA. RefSeq names its product jerky protein homolog-like. The record is from RefSeq and is a predicted model, not a curated record. NCBI's taxonomy places the organism in Eukaryota, Metazoa, Arthropoda, Insecta, Hymenoptera, Apidae. Gene Ontology annotation, molecular function: DNA binding. The transcript has a single exon. Gene Ontology annotation, cellular component: nucleus. The coding region runs from base 1 to 519 and encodes 172 amino acids.
AUGUCUUGUCAUAAUUCAAAUAAGAAACCGAAAAGAGUAGUACUUAGUAUACAUGAUAAAGCUGAAAUUCUUGACCGUUUAAAAAAUGGCAAAACAGCAACUUUAUUGUCACGAGAGUACAACAUGGGGAAAGCUACGAUAUGUACCAUAAUGAAUAAUACAGAAAAAAUAUUACAGUUUCAAGCGGCGACUUUAGUGAAUGCAACUUGUAGUAAGAACAAGAAAAUUAUAUCAUCGGCAGAAAACAUUAUAAUAGAAGACGCAAUAUAUUUAUGGUUUAUACAACAACGUGCCAUAGGCGAACCUAUUAAUGGACUAAUUUUGUGUGAGAAGGCUUUACAACUAAAUGAAAGAAUGAACGGAGACGCUAAUUUUAGAGCCAACAAUGGAUGGUUGAAGAACUUCAAAAAAAAAAAAAGACAUGGAGUACGACUCUUGAAUAUUCAAGGCGAGAAAUUAUCGCUGAAUAUGCGGAAAGCUUUAUACAAAAACUAUAUACAAAAUUUCAUGCCGAUCUAG